GAACAUCAACAAUAUCAAGAAUUUCUUUGAUCUUCAAUUUUGGACCUCAAUUGCAAUAACUACAGUAUUGACCAAUUGAUCCUUCUCUCCUACACUUUCGGCAACCUCGAACCCUAAAUAAGAUGUUCAACGCGUCGACAGGCACCUUCAAUGAGACCCUCUACAAUAAUACCAACCUAUGCACACUCGAUACUUGCCCAUUAAACUGGGCUCAUGUUGACUACAUCCCUUCACUCGGCGGCAACGUCUUAUACAUCGCCAUCUUCGCCCUUGCAUUAUUGCUGCAAAUAGGAUUCGGCAUCUACUACAAAACAUGGACUUAUCUGGUCGCCAUGAUUGGCGGCUUAGUUGGUGAGAUCAUUGGAUAUAUUGGACGAGUGCAAAUGCAUUUUAAUCCGUUUCCCAUGGAUCCAUUUCUUGAGUAUCUGGUCUGCCUGACAAUUGCUCCCGCCUUCCUUUCGGCCGCUAUCUACCUCUGCUUCUCUCGAAUUGUCAUCGUCUACGGUGCUAGAAUAUCUUAUUUCCGUCCCAAAGUGUACACCUACCUCUUCAUUGCAGGCGACUUCAUCGCUCUUCUGCUUCAAGCAGCCGGAGGUGGUAUCGCAGCAAGCGCCACCGGCUCUACACAACAAACCGGUAUCAACAUCAUGAUAGCCGGUGUCUCAUGGCAAGUAUUCAGUCUCGCCAUUUUUGCAGUCCUCUGUACCGACUUUGCGCUUCGCGUCCGCCGUGCGCGAGCCGCGGAUUUUAAUCCACAAUAUGAGUCCCUACGUGCCUCGCGCUCGUUCAAGUUGUUCCUGUGGUCUCUCGGAAUUGCCACAUUGACAAUCUUUAUUCGUUCCGUGUUCCGUUGCGCAGAACUUUCUGACGGAUUCAAUGGGUCUCUGGCUAAUGAUGAGGUUACAUUCAUGAUCCUUGAGGGUGCGAUGAUCUCUAUUGCAGUGAUUGCUUUGACGGUGUUUCAUCCGGGAUUGAUUUGGAGGAGUGAAUGGCGUGAGUUGGCAAAAGCGAUGAAGGGUCGCAAGGAUGGGAAGUACUAUCAGUCUAAUGGUUUGAUGUCGAUAUCGGAUGUUGAUCGGGAGAGUAACUAUCAUGAGAUGAGGUAGAUAUCUCCCUAGGUGCUUGUGGAUGUGUAAGGGAUGGUGUCGUUUGUGAUUACACCAUGCUUUGUAUUAUUUCCUUUGUGAUUGUUUAGUCAUAGCGAUCUUUUAUAG
Molecule: messenger RNA, 1214 nt
Organism: Talaromyces stipitatus ATCC 10500
Lineage: Eukaryota; Fungi; Ascomycota; Eurotiomycetes; Eurotiales; Trichocomaceae
Product: RTA1 domain protein, putative
Exons: 2
Coding region: 123-1106 (327 amino acids)
Cellular component (GO): plasma membrane; fungal-type vacuole
Source: RefSeq, a predicted model, not a curated record